Carassius auratus (goldfish) is the source of this 1423-nucleotide messenger RNA. It is a transcript of the gene tsr3, whose product is annotated as TSR3 ribosome maturation factor. Gene Ontology annotation, biological process: maturation of SSU-rRNA. The record is from RefSeq and is a predicted model, not a curated record. Lineage: Eukaryota; Metazoa; Chordata; Actinopteri; Cypriniformes; Cyprinidae. The transcript is spliced from 6 exons. Bases 243 to 1094 code for a protein of 283 amino acids. Gene Ontology annotation, molecular function: rRNA small subunit aminocarboxypropyltransferase activity.
AGCCAUGUUUCAUUACGUCACCGUGUUAUGGCCUCGAGAAACAGCCUGUCGGAAUAAAUUUUUGGGAUUUGCUCUAAAACCUCGUAAAUUUAAAUGUAUGCCAUUCGUGCCAUGGUUUAGCGUAAAGUAGAUGAUUUAUUGGUUUGUUGUAGGCUGUAAGGUGGUUCAGUAGGUUAUACCGUCAAACACGCGUGUGAAAGUUAAAGUUAUUGCUAAAAUCAAAAGUGAGGUGGAUUUCAGGCAUGGGACGUAAAAAACAGGGUAAAUCUGAUCGACCCGUUCACAAGGGCAAAGACACACGCCACAGGAUGAAGGGGAAAUCAUUAGAAACUUUCACCGAGGAGAUGCAUGAGGCUCUGCAAGCCAGUGAGGAUGCGGAUUCAGAGGCGGCAGGAGGUGUGAAGUUGCCCUGUCAGUUGGCCAUGUGGGAUCUGGGUCACUGUGACCCAAAACGGUGUACAGGACGAAAGCUGGCCAGGAAAGGUUUAGUGCGCUGCCUGCGACUCAACCAGCGCUUCAAUGGACUAAUACUCAGCCCAAUGGGAAUCAAAUACGUUACACCUGCAGACAGGGAGAUUGUGGCACAGGGUGGUCUAGCUGUGAUUGACUGUUCAUGGGCACGACUCGAAGACACGCCUUUCAGCAAAAUGAUUGGUUCACAUCCGAGGCUUUUGCCAUUCUUGGUCGCAGCAAAUCCUGUAAACUAUGGAAAGCCAUGCAAGCUGUCCUGUGUCGAGGCUUAUGCUGCCACCUUCUGUAUUGUGGGAUUUCGUGACCUUGCUGUGCUCCUGCUGAAGAAGUUUAAGUGGGGUUUGGGAUUUUUGGAGCUGAAUAAGACUCUUCUAGAGCGUUAUGCAUCCAGCCAGUCAGAAGAGGAACUACUGGCUGUGGAGAAAGAGUUUCUCAGUGCCGCCCCUCAAGAAGAGGAUAUAGAUCCUUUUGAUGUGGACUCAGGAAGAGACUUUGUAAAUCUCAACAGACCAGUCCAGGCUGAGGAUGAUGACAGUGAUGAGACAUCAGAGGAAGAAGAUAAUGGUGAAGAGGAAGAACAGAAGAGUAAAGAGGAAGAUGAUGAAAGUGAUGUGGCGUCUUGAGUUGUGUAAUCUUAAAAUGAAACAUUUGGGAAAGAAGGAGGUUCAGUGACUGAUUUACUAACAUUGACCUUCACUUGACAUUAGCAAACUUAUGUUUUCUCAGUGUUUGCAGAUGGUUGCAGAUAUGGAACUAGUAAGUUAACAAAACCAGCGUUAUCAGUUUUCAAGAUUUCAGUAAGCAAUUUCCCAAAAUACUUUUUAUAAUGUGGAAAAAUGUACUAUUUGUUCACGAGAAGAAUCUUCUCAAACUGUAAUAAUGUUUAUUAUUGCGAAAAAUGUUGCCUUGUUUAUAAGUAGACUGAAAUGUUUAAAUAAAUAUUUAAAUGGUA